Messenger RNA from Colletes gigas, 4279 nucleotides. Its product is annotated as extensin-like. Bases 368 to 3199 code for a protein of 943 amino acids. Gene Ontology annotation, molecular function: RNA binding. Gene Ontology annotation, cellular component: nucleus. The transcript is spliced from 15 exons. The record is from RefSeq and is a predicted model, not a curated record. NCBI's taxonomy places the organism in Eukaryota, Metazoa, Arthropoda, Insecta, Hymenoptera, Colletidae.
AUAGUGAAUGAUUAUUUAGUAGUGUCGGUUAAUAUUUUGACUAAAUUACUAGGAAAUUCGAUAUCGACAGUGUUUCGAUUAUUAAUUAAUUCAAUAUGAAGUCGUGGUUCACAUUUAGUAUUUAUUAAAAGAUCGAGUAUAUAUGACGAUACAUUUUAAAGCCAUCGGUGCUUAAUUGGCGAUUUAUUGCCACCAAUCAUAACCUAUAUUUGUACAAUAUACGUGAUGUAUGUACGAAUGGCUGGGAAGCUAUUAAACAAUACAGUUAUUUGUUAAUUUCUUUUAGUGCAAGAAGAGAAUACUCGGAUGAAUAUGUUGACGUUAUGAAAAAAAUAAUAUUUGACAAGGUUAUACAUAUUUCAUCCACAUGACUAAAGGAAAAUUGAGGGGCUCAGACUCCAAUAACAAGUUAACAGCCUCUAAUACAAUUUUUAAAAAUGGAGAAACUUAUACAUCAGAGUUUGAAAUUAACGAAAUACCACCUAGUGCCCGCACAUUGCUUACAAAGGGUUAUAUACAAGAUGAAAUCAAUUCUUAUUCAGGGGCUACUGUUUCAACACGUGGGCGUUUCAUGACGGAACAAGAAAAAUUACGAUGUCCGAACGAACGUCCUCUGUACCUAUACAUACAAGGCCAUACGAAACACAAUGUAGACCUGGCCAUACAAAAAAUUAAUGAGAUCAUUAAAACAGAACAUCAGAGUUCUUUAAAUAGGCCAAGUAGGUUUACUAACGCACCGCCGCCUCUCAUGAGCUUACAUUCUGGAAUUACAUCGGUGGAAAAGAUUUGCGUCGGGAUAGAAAAUGCUCCCGAGGGAUUUGAUUUACGAGGUAGAAUUAUAGGUACAGGUGGAGCUAAUUUAUUGUAUAUUAGAGGGGAAACUGGUGCAAAUGUAACUUUAAGAGGUAGAGGGUCGCAAUUCAUUCAUCCGGCUUCAGGAGCUGAAUCCCCAGAACCGCUACAUUUAUACAUAGAGCAUCCAAAACCGGAAGCACUGCAAAAUGCAAAACAGUUAGCGAUUAAUUUGAUUCAAACAAUGCAGUCUGAAUUACAAUUAUACAUACAACAACAACCACCACCAGUACAAUCACAGCAAGUUAUAGAACAGUCGCAAAUACAACAAACACAAUUUCAAACCAUGAACAUUGGUACUUUGGGACAACCUAAUGUUGUUACUAUACAACAUCAAGAUAUCAUACAACAUCCACAAAGUAGCGUAGUAACAUUGCCAGCAACGAUUCUCACUGCUACGGUAGCUGGUGCGCCGGGAUCUGGUAUAACAGUUCCUCCGCCUGGAGUACACAUUCCUCCUCAUUCUGGGCCAUUGGUACCACCGCCGCAAGCUCAGGAAAUACAAACUUUCAUGCCACCUCCUCCGGUCGGACAAGUGCAAUUAAUUGGUCCUCCGUCGACAGUAAGUCAAGUACAAUAUCAAAUUCAUCCUGGCCAACCGCUGCAAAUUCAAGGGAUUCAAUCUGGAUCACAGUCAUCGCCACAACCUGUUACUCAAAUGUACGUCAUGAGUCAGCCACCGCCGCAGAGUCCAGCUCAGCAGAACUUUAUUACAAGUAGUAGCGCGCCUGUCAGCGGUGCAGUUUCUUACGUGUACACGCAACCAAACAUACAAAGGCCUUCUACACCGCCGCAAGGAAUAAUCGAAGCCGUGAACGUGAAUUUACAACAGCCGCCUCCAGCUGCCCCGAUUAAUAUAACUCAACAACCGCCUCCGCCAUUGCUGCAUCUACAUUUUCCACCGCCAAACUUUCCUCCAAACCAGCCACCGCCGCCUGUACCACAGACUUACCAGAUACAGUAUCAGCAAGUGCAAGCACCGGUGUCGCAAGCGCAGACGCAGUUUGUGUUGCAACCCGGUGAACAUAUCGUUCCACCGCAGUUGCAACAAAAUCAUGAACAAUCUCAGGCUGUGGCUCAACACAUGUUGCCUCCGCAGUUCGACAGUCAUGUUCCUCAAUUUCAUUUGCAAGUACCUCCUCCGUCUACUCAAACGUUCUUAGUCCCUAAUGCCCAGUCACCCCAACAUCAUCUUCCUCCUGGAGGCGAGGUUCAGCAUCAACAGGAAGGACCGGUGGAUCAGGGACUUCAGCCUCAACCGGUCCCACCUCCGCAAAUUGUACCACCGCCAUCGGCUGCUCAAAUGUCAAAUUCUAUGAAUGUUCUUACCAGCAUUCCUCCACCGACGCAAGCACCUCCUUCGCAAAAUGCUCCAUGGUUGUAUCAAGCGCAACAACCACAACAAAUGUUGCAACCUCAAGGUCAACUGCAGGUUCAGAUCCCACCAGGAAAUAUACCUUUACACAAUGUACCUCCGCCGCAAGUUCAGGCGCAGAUACAGUAUCAUGCUCAGCACAUGCAGUAUCAAAAUGGUCAUUUACCUCCACAAGUACACUAUACGGUUCAGCCACCGCCUCAACAGUUCGAUCAAAAGCCCGAUUCACCGGAACAGAAAUCUCAUGGCGUAAAGAGAAGGUUCUCAGACGUUGAAGCAAACCCGGAAGCACCGCCGUAUCAGUGUGGUCCACUACCUGCUCAGCGUCAUGGAACAGGAGAAGGUGAUCGACAGCAGCAGGUCUUGCAUGGUCCAUCAUCAACAGCUGCGGGUCUGCCUCAUGGUGAUCGAAACAAGCUGCUAAUGCCACCUCCACAUCCAGGUGAAAAACGAAGCAUGGACCAAAAGUCUGCUGGCAUAAGUUCAGGAAAUGAGCAGAAUCAAAUAGAAGAUUCGGUGAACAUUCAUUCUGGAGGUGGUCCGCCUCUACCUCCGCCGCUUCCGCCACAAGCACCAUGGCAGAUUCAUCAUGUCAGGGUUCCAUGGGGUAGACCACCCCCGAUGCCAAGAGACGCAGAGCAUCAAGGAGUGUGUCCUGUUCUACCUCCAACCAAUAUGCCACCGCCUCAAAUUAGACCCAGAGGACACGUUGAAGGCAAUCGUUCGCCCGUUCAAAAUGCAAUAUUGGAGCAUCCGUUGAACGUCGAAUAUAAUCAAAUGCCACCGUAUACCACAAAACCUCCCCCUUAUAAUUCACACCCAUUGAUGCAAUCAAUUUGCAAUCCACCGCCACCGCCACCGCCACACCAUCAACAACGACCGCAGCAUUCUCCUCAAACGAUGCAGCAUUAUCAGGUGCCAAUUUCUCAAACAUAUCAGCCACCGACUUCCUGUCCACCAUGGAUGAAUUAAACAUACCGUGACACGCGAACAAAGUUCUUACGCUAGUACCUUAAAGAUAACCGAUGCAGUGCGACCAAUUAAACGAUGUUCAAUCGAAUCGUCUCUAAACGUUAAACGGACGGCAUUGCAUCGCGUCAUCUUCGUUGAAUUGUUCCUUGCGAUAGUUAAUUAUAAUUUAAUUAUUCGUUGCGAACGUGUGGCUGGGAGAUGCUGUUUUGUAAAAAUGUGUAUAUGUUGGAAAUAAUUUAUAGCUAAGGUCUGUAAGGCUUUAGGUAGCGUAUGAUAGCAAUGAAUUUAUAAAUAUUGUUUUACGAGCAAAGGAUAAACUCAAUCGUCGAUCUAAUUAUGUAUUUAAUACCGAAUCGCAAUUUGCAAUGGAGAACCACUACUAACGGUGCGAUGUGGGUGCAUAUAGUUAGAACGAAGUUAUUUUAAUUAGUUCUAAAAAAAAAUGCUUCUAGUAUUCACGCACACAGACACAAUGCGAGGACUUAGGUGAAAUAAUUUUUUGUAUUCGUAGAACGAAAUUAGUCUUACGCGAGUUCACCGUACAGUGUCUGUCUUGUUUUAUUGUCCGUAUCACCACCGGUACCGUAUGAUUUAUUCAUAGAUAAUACACAUACGACGUACGUGAAUAAAUCAGUGUUGAAAAUCUUACGAUCCGCUAUCAAAAUUACGAGAUUUCUUUUGCGUGAGAAUUCACCAUAAUUGUAUAUAGGAUGUUCGGCAUCUCAAAAAUUUAAGAAAGAAUAAUAAUUUAUUAAUUGGGGCUCCGUUUAAGAGUUAUUAAUAAAUUACUAUUCUAGAUUUUGGUCUCUAGAAUUACCCCGUAAAAUUUUGAAAACAUAGAUGCAGAACACUCUGCACAUUAAUUUAUGCAGACAUUUUUAUACUAUAACUGUGAUUUCAUGAUUGAGUAAUCACGCUUUGUCUUCACGUGCGUCUUAAUAAAGUAAUUUUGGAUGCAGUAUGAUAUUUCAGCGUUACAGGGACAAGCGACAGGCUCUGUUCUAUUCGACUGGUGUACGAAAUCUUUUAACUUGCGUUAAGUUAUCAUUUUUUAUGGUUUAGUUAUAAAAAUAUAUUUUC